This is a messenger RNA of Parnassius apollo (apollo), 795 nucleotides long. Lineage: Eukaryota; Metazoa; Arthropoda; Insecta; Lepidoptera; Papilionidae. The record is from the annotation of a GenBank genome assembly.
AUGGAUGAAAUACCGAUUAUGCCUCCAGAUAAAGCAAGGAAACGAGUGAUACCAAAAUGCUCAAUAAAACGAGAGAAAUUAAAGGAAAAACGAUACUCAGUUACAGGUCUGCCAGUAAAGCCAAGAUGUAAUCAUAAAAAACAGAAGCAAGAAUAUGUCAGUACAAUACUUCGUACGAAAGCAAAGUCCAGGGAAAACGUGCAAGUGUACCGACAAGCCUUUCGUGAUAUUCUUCGGAUAAAACCAAAUCGUCUUAAAGGGGUGUUGACAAGAUACUGGAAGUCUGGCUGUGUAGCCGAAGAAAAACGAGGCGGAAAUCGCAAAGAAUUUGAUUUAGGUCAAGAAAAGACUGUCAUAAAAUUCAUUCAAUCUUUUAAGCCCCUCGACCAACAUUAUACUCGGGUCACUGGUCAUUCAUUUGUGGCAGCUGACCGUACUUUUGCACUAACAGAUACUCAAAUACGUAAACUGGAAACAAUAGUGGAUCCAAACGAAUAUGAGGUUAUAAUAGCUGCACACGCAACUGUUCAUAAAUUAGGUACAGAAGUACCAGUUUAUGAUUAUCGUUCUGCAGUGGAACAAGCCAAACAAGUUCAGCUAGGAAUUGCAGUCAACGAGUUGAAACUAAAAGACGUGAAAAAUUUACUUACAAAACAUUAUGGCUCUGACUGGACUAACAUGGAGGAGUUAAUAUUUUACAAAAAGGUCCGAGCUAGGGAUCAUAGGUACCUCGAAAUCCGAGACAGUGAUGAGUGUUGUGAACAUGAAAUCGAAGAAAAAUUAGAUUUUGUUUGA